AUGGAAUCUACCGGCACCCGGUACCUUCGCAACGGCGAACGUGUCGGGUAUCAGCUCGUGCACUCGGUGCAGUUCCCCGAGACGCCUGCGCGCGGCUCGGCUAUCCGUGGGAACAUGUCAAUGAGCGCCAUCUAUCGCCAGCGCGAUAGCAACGUCGUGGACGUAUUUAUCAAAGGGUUCUUAAACCCAGCAGGCGGCUUGACGCGCUCUAUCAUCACCCGUUCAGCUGCCAAGGCACUGCUGUCCGUGUCCAAGAAUGUUCACUGCGCGCAGAUGAAGAAACUGGCAUGGAGUAUCCGACAACGCUGUCCUACGAUGAUGGAAAGGCAAGCAGACUCGGUAGUGUGCGUGACGUGUUUGAAGAGACCUUCUGGUACACAUCGUCUGUUGCACCGCCAUCUUUGCUGCGGCGUAUGCGCUCGCUACGUCUGUUCAGGGUGCCGUAUUCACAAGAAGCUGCACUUUAUGAUGGCAGACCGUAAGAUGUUGGAGCAGGAAGUUGCGUUCUGUCCAAAGUGCUACACGGAAGCUCUCAACGCGAAAACUGUGACUGUAGCUAGCCAAGAAUUGCUCUUUAACGACGUGUACGGCUGGAACGAGGUGUGUGCGUUCACUUCCGGCACUGAGAUCUCCCUGUUCGACGACCUGAAUUGA
Molecule: messenger RNA, 654 nt
Organism: Phytophthora nicotianae INRA-310
Lineage: Eukaryota; Oomycota; Peronosporomycetes; Peronosporales; Peronosporaceae
Exons: 1
Coding region: 1-654 (217 amino acids)
Source: RefSeq, a predicted model, not a curated record